AUGGCAGUCGCGGCGCUGGACGCUGCUGCCGCCCUGGCGCCGCUGGUUCGAGCGGCAGCCGAAGGCGCGGCAGCGGGGGGCGCUGCGAGGCACGGCAUCGCGGCCGCCGUGGCCGCCGCGGCGCGCGUCGGUGCUGAGCUGAUCGGGGGCUGGGCUGCAGAUGGAGCUGGCGAUGAGGAGGACGCCGAGCUCGCCCUGCGGCUUCGGGCCAUCAGGCCAGCCCUGGCGCGCCUGAUCCGCGGCGAGAGGGCUUCGGGCGCCGGGCGGGCGAUUCGGAACCUCGGGGCCCACGACUUCCUCGGUGAAGGCGCCGACGUCCUCGAGGCCGCGCUCGAGCGGCCGCAGGCCAGCCAGCGCCGUGGGCGGUCUGGCGCCCUCGUCCCAACGGAUCUGGGGGCUCUCAGCCGUCCUCCCCCUGAGGCGGGAUGGCGACCCAGCCUGGAGGCGAGGCGCCGCAGCAUGGCGCCGCCCACAAACGAGUGCGGCUACAACGGCGAUGCGAAGAACGACGAUGACGGGCACCAACAGCACGCGGACGAGCAGCAGCACGUGCACAACCAGUACGAGAUCAAGUACGGCGGCGGCGACGACGAGCUCGAGGGCUACGACAGCGAUCGCGGGCCCGAUGAGGUCAGGUUCGAGUCCAAGCCCAAGCUCGGCGAGUGCGCUGGCGACGGAGCGCAGGGCGAUGAUUCCAGGCACGUCGACGUCGACACCCUCGGCGACGCCUGCACGGGCGAGGACGGUCCCAGCUCGGGCGAGGUGCAGGCGCCCCUCGGCACCCAGCACGACGUGCCGAGCGAUGCGCAGGACGAGGGUGAGUACGAGACGCUCGAGGAGCUCGGGCGGGGCGGCGACCCGAAGGCACCCGGCGCCCGCCCGCCGACCGCGGCGGUGACGGGGGUGGAGUGCGAGAGGGACUCGGCCGAUGAUGAUGAGGCUGCAGACGAUGAGCCUCUUGGCAGCGACCCGUCGGGGUACGCUGUUAGGCGCGGCGGGCGCAUGCAGCCAGCUGCUGCGCAGCAGGGCCUCCAGGAGAAGGUCGGGAUCGACUCCGCGGGCCCCGCGAGGGAGGUGCACUUCGAGGUCCAGGACGACGAAGCUGCAUCGGAGCCCGCUCUCGCCGCGACGCCGAUGCGCGUGGGCGCCCGGGCGGUCUGCGAGCAGCAGUCCGACGUCGACCAGCAGCGCGACUCCAAGCAAACCGAGGAGCAGCGGCAGUUCCCUUCGGAGCAGGCGGAGCUCGUGGCGCUGCGGGCCAGAUGCAACGGGCUGCUU
Molecule: messenger RNA, 1278 nt
Organism: Prorocentrum cordatum
Lineage: Eukaryota; Dinophyceae; Prorocentrales; Prorocentraceae
Source: the annotation of a GenBank genome assembly